This is a messenger RNA of Trichosurus vulpecula (common brushtail), 3890 nucleotides long. It is a transcript of the gene ADO, whose product is annotated as 2-aminoethanethiol dioxygenase. Bases 48 to 893 code for a protein of 281 amino acids. The record is from RefSeq and is a predicted model, not a curated record. Gene Ontology annotation, cellular component: mitochondrion. Lineage: Eukaryota; Metazoa; Chordata; Mammalia; Diprotodontia; Phalangeridae. Gene Ontology annotation, molecular function: oxidoreductase activity, acting on single donors with incorporation of molecular oxygen, incorporation of two atoms of oxygen. The transcript has a single exon.
AACGGCGACGGCGGCUCGGGAGGCCGGCGGGCCCGGGCGGCGGCGGCAUGCCGCGGGACAACAUGACCACGCUAAUCCAACGUAUUGCCCGCCAGGCGCGGCUGACCUUCCGCCGGGGCGGCGGCGGGGGCGGGGCUCCCGAGGCCGCCUUCCCCGAAAACCUGCAGCAGCUGCAGCAGCUGCUAAGCCAGCUCCGCGCCGAAGACCUAAACAUCAGCCCCCGGCGAGCCGCGCUGCCCUCGCCCCCGCCGGCACGGCCGCCGCACCUGCCUCCCGUCACCUACAUGCACAUCUGCGAGACCGCCGAGUUCAGCCUAGGCGUGUUUCUGCUCAAGAGCGGCACGUCCAUCCCGCUGCACGACCACCCAGGCAUGCACGGCGUUCUCAAGGUGCUCUACGGCACGCUGCGCAUAAGCUGUCUGGAUCCUCUGCCGCCGGGGGAGCCGGGGGAGGGGCAGCCUCCGCAGCAGCAGGGCACCCCCAGCGCAGCCGCCGCCGCCGCCGCCGCCUCGGCCUCGCCCUGCUUCGACCCCCCGCUGCGGCCCUGCCAGCGUGCCGUAGUGCGACGGGCCCUGCUGCGCUCCCGCGCCGAGUACACCGAAGGCAGCGCGCCCUGUCUGCUCAGCCCUCACCGCGACAACCUGCACCAGAUCGACGCUGUAGACGGGCCCGCCGCCUUCCUGGACAUCCUCGCUCCUCCCUACGACCCCGACGACGGCAGGGACUGCCACUACUACCGGGUGCUGGAGCCCCCCGCGCCGACCGGGCCCCCCAACGCCGGCCCCGCCGCUCCACUGCCGGUGCCCCGGGAGGUGUGGCUGCUCGAGACGCCCCAGGCGGCAGACUUCUGGUGCGAGAGCGAGCCCUAUCCGGGACCCAAGGUCACGCCGUGAGCCCCCCGGACCCCGUCCCGGGGGGAGGGGCGGGGGGAGGAUCCCCGGAGCUUCCAUCCACAAGCCAUAAAGACUCUUCUUCCUGCAGCUCCUCCGAGGAUUCGUCUCCAGUAACUUGUUUAUGCCCCUUUGUGUGUGUGGCUGCGACCCGGUCCGAGUGCAGGAGCCCUCCGAUCGGGGCUAGGAGGGAAUGCUGCGGCUACCUGCUGUCCGGCCCAAGGUGCAAGUUCAUCUGCUGCUGCCAGAGUAAAGAGGCGGGGGUGAAACCAAAACUAUGCACGCCCUGUACCGCGGAGGGCUCUCGGCGCCAGUCUGCGGACCUGACGGCCCAGGAACGGAGUGGGGAGCCCGGCUCCGGAGCUACACCCGCUCGGUCCGAUUGUAAAAGAUAUGACUCGGAUCGUUCCCCAUCUCCAGACCCGUCGGAGGACAUGGAUGGGCUGCAUUUCUUAUGCUUCCAGGCAGUUGAAUGUAAAUGCCACCGAGCCUACAGUUAAAUUCCACAUCCCCCACUUCCAACAAUUUCCUGCCAAAGCCGAGAAAAUUAAUAUGGUGACAAAUGGUUCGCUUUCCCUCCAAGACUUGUAAUCAAGUGAUCUAAUGUGUCGGAGCACUGGGCUUCCAGCUGGGCUGCUGAUGGGUUCGGUUAUCGGUGCCAGGAGCUCUCCAAGGCAGAAUGGUUAGGAGGAGACCUAGCUCCCACUGCCCCAGAGCCUGGGGAGCUGUCCCCGGUGGUGUGCAGGGUGCAGAUGAGACAGGUUGGAGAAACAGAGUAGAGGACAGUUUGUCAUUGAAGGCACUGAAGUGUUGGACCAAAACCUCCCCAGCCCCCUGUUAACUAACAGUCACUAUCUGGGGUUAGGGGGUUUGGGCCGGUUUAUUGUGGUAUUUUUUUUUUUACUAGGCUACUGAGCAACUUCACUUUGUAUACAGAUGUUUGAGACAAUUUGCUUCAGACUUAUGGAGCCCUAUUGUUUCUCUCUUUAUACUAUUUAUAGAAUUUGCUUUUUCAUAAAACUUUUAAUAAAAAAUGAGUUGUAGAAAUAAACUCCUUAAAAUUUGCCCAGCUGUCGUGUAAGAAAUUUUGAUUGACUUGCCCAUGUGGGGAUGUGUGAGUUCCAACCUUUCUAAUAAGGGAAAAUAUUUUGCAGUUGGUGAAAGAUGUUCAUCCUGCAGUAAAACUAUGUGCCUAUACCUCCUUAUGCACACUGGGUAACAGAGGCCCCAGUACAGGGGAUCUCUUGAUUCUUUGCUUUUACAGAAGAAUAAAUUCCACAAGAGAUCCUUUUACUUUUUUUCUGUAAAUGCCUGCUGAAUUUAUGACAUGCCACUGUUGUGGUACUCAUAAACACACAUCCCCAUGUCUUCUUUUCCAUGUGUAUUAACGAAAUGUGGGGGGCGGGGGAAGGUAGGGUUAUAUUCAGAUCUUUUAAUUGUAGUCUGAUAUCCUAGUGUGUGAUUUAAUAAGACCUUUAGACAAUUCGGGGCAGCUCUUUACCUAGCUCAGAAAGUUCAACUAUUAAAUACAAUAAAUGCUAUAUAUGCAACCCAAUUUACUUACAAGAGCAUUAAUAUAAAAUGUGUUCAUUUUUUUCCGAGCACAGUGAUGAAUGUAUUGUGGUAUGGUUAUGGCAUACCUACUUUUGGAAAUAAAUUGUAGAAUAGAAGCAAUUAACUUCGAUAAAGCGUUAGUUGUCAUUUAUGUAAAGGUUUACAGUAAUACAGCUUAUUCUGUCAAACUGACUUUUGCUAACUCAUUCUGCAGUGGGACACUAAUGAUGGCAAGUUCUACCUUACUCUUCAGAAUUCCAUUCAGAAACCGAAUACUAAGGUUCUCAGACAAGCAGCAGCUUUUGGAAAAGCUUGUGGUGCUUUUCAAAAGUUUCCUUAAAAUUCUCAUUGACCAGAAAAGAAACCACCUCCCUCGUUUUGGGUUUUCAGCAGAUUAUUGUUCUGCCCUUGGGUUCUCUGAGCAGUGUGUUAAAGGAGUGGUCAACAGUGAUGACAACAAAAUGCACCUUUUCUGUCUAGAGCAUGCUAGGACUUGAGCAGGCCAUUGAGGAAGAUAAUCCCUCGCUCAUGGAAGACUUCAGGACCAGGCAGCAAAGAGGGCCAAAGGACUCAGCUGGCACCUUGAUGCACUUAACUGACUCCAGAUGCUGCUAUUUCGUGCUCCCUCCAGCACAUGGACUGUUUACCAACCAGAGAGAUGGCUUAAUGUGGUAUUGUGGACUACACCCACCCCUAAGAAUAUAGGGUGUUUUCUUGUUCAUUAAAAUAUAAGAGACGAGCACACUGAAAUAAAUCAUUAAACAUUUUUCUGUUUAAUUCAAAAACGCAAUAAUUUCCUCUUAUGGGUGAGAAAUAUUCAAUAUAAAUGUCUCUAAUGCUUUCCCCCCCUUUGAGUAGUAACUUUUUAAUAAGCAUGCUUUGCAUGGAUUAAAAUGUGCCUGAGAUGCUGUUUAUUAAUGAAAGUGCCAGUGUAGUUAAGUAAAAUGCAUGUUCUCAAGUCCACCUGUUUAAACCUUCUUCUACAUUGGUUUUCCUUAAAGCUGCCUCAGCCAUGUCAGCUUUGGAAUAAUGUAGCCCUUGCUGACCCAUUCCCAAUGGUUCUAUAACAUGUACUAGUUUUGCUGCCCAGAGGAGAAGCAAUACAUGUUUGAUUUAGAACCUUUUAGCCUGGGGUGUUCCACUGUGAUCAAACAGCAGAAGGGUGAUACAACUCCACUUGAAUGAGGCACAAGAACUUGGAGAUUCCAGCCAUUUCAAGGAGCAGGUAACAGAGUGAUUGAUUAUUUAGAAUACACUGAGGAAUCUGAUGGCAAACAAAAGUACUGUUUGCUGAGCCCAGUGUAGAUGCUGCUGUUUCUGAUAGGACUUUGGAGUUUCUGGAUUUAAGUGUUAGUAUAAAUAUUCACUGUAUCUUUUGGAAAACAGAGAUGUAAAAAUGUUUGACUUGUACAUUUUAAUUGCUUAUUAAAGAUUGCCUAGACCAAG